AUGUCGAUCCCUGCACAGGAAGCACGCCAAGCCCCUCCCUGGGGGCACCGCCGCUCUGACGGACCCGCGUCCAGUAUGGGUACCCCCGACCGAUCGCAGCCGGCGCUUCUCGUGGGCCCCUCGUCGGAUCCAGGUCGGAGGACCUCCCACGACAGCGCGGGCAGCAGCGGGCGCAGGGAGGCUGGCAGGACUCCGAAUGGGGCCCUGAGGGGACAGGGGACGCCCUUCGGCUCCCUGGCAAAAAACCCCAAGCGCACGACCCUCACGAGGGAGCAGCUGCUCAAGAUGGUGACGGACUGCUACCAGCUGUCGAAGCACAACAAGCUGGACAAGAGGAACAUGUGGAACCUAACGCUGAUUGACUGUAUGCCGCAACUCGUGAGGGACCAAUGCGAGGAGGACGGGACGUUUAACUUCGCGACAGUCACCUGCGGCCUUGACGCGAGCGUCGAGAUCUAUGCGAAGCGGGUGGACUGCACACACAGCAUGGCCAUGGACACGCUAACCAUGUCCAAGAAUCGGGGGCAAUCCACAGGUGGAGACCGCAUGGAAUGUGGCCGAGAAGGCAAUUUUCGGAUGGUUGUAGAAAGGACAUGCCACCUGACCACAGGGAUUGUUGCUGCAGAAGGGCAGCCUGGCCUGGUUGCCCUCACGCAUUGGUGUCUGAGUGUUGCGGAAGAGAAUGCCGAGUUUAGUAGAGCUGCAGCCUUGCAGGUCAUAGGCCCGUGA
Messenger RNA from Ostreobium quekettii, 729 nucleotides. Lineage: Eukaryota; Viridiplantae; Chlorophyta; Ulvophyceae; Bryopsidales; Ostreobiaceae. The record is from the annotation of a GenBank genome assembly.